UUUCACCUCGUAGUCAUCGACAUCGCCGAAUUUCUCACUCACCCAAGAGCAGAGCUCCCAACAAAUUCCCGCCGCAGCCCAGCCAGAAACUCAGACCAGACCAAGUUCAUCUGAGACCCGAGAGAAACGAAACCAAAAAUGCCGAGAAGAUCUAAGGCCAAAACCGCCGCGUCCAAAUCUGUCACCACCCCGUCCCGCCGCGUUUCGUCGGCCAAUGCCUCGCCGGUUUUUUUCGACCUACGUGGCGCCGGCGGUUCAUUGGGCUCUUCUUCGUCCCCUUCCGUUAACCCUCCUGCUUCCAGCCCUACAAUCGAUGCUUCGCAUUCACGAGGCCCUCCUAGAUCUUUAGUUGCAGCCGAGGACGAAGCAGCGACUAAUCGUCUCAUUAUUGAUCUCAUGGAUAGCAGAUUGCGUGAAAAUGCCCUUGCCCAUCUUGCUAGGAGAGCGUGGGGAUUUCAGGAGUUAGCCGUACGCUUAUGGUUUUCUUUUGGUACAAUUGCCAUACUCUUACAGGAAGUGCUUUCCGUGUAUCCAUUAUUGUCACCACCAUCUCUAACUCCCAUACAAUCUGAUAGGCUAUGCAAUGUUCUGACACUUCUUCAGUGCGUUGCCUCUCACCAAGAGACUAGAUCUUUGUUCUCUCAAGCCUACUUGCCCUUCUAUUUGGUUGUGCUUCUCAACCAGAUAGGUGAAUUGAGGUGUUUUGAGCGCAUAAGGAUCCUUACACUGGGAAUAAUAGCUGCUCUUGUACAGGUUCCGGACCCCAGAGUGAUUUCUCUGCUUCUCGAAGCAGAACUAAUACGUCCCUGCCUAUGUGCUAUGCAGAGAGGCAGUGAAUUUUCAAGAACGGUAGCGACAUUAAUUUUGAAAAGAAUUUUGCUUGAUGAUAAUGGGUUACAACAUGUGUGUCGGAGGCCAGAUUUGUUUUUGUCUGUGUGGCAAGCACUUAGGAGUGUGGUUGCUUCACUUUCUCAGCUGCCUUCGACUCCACUGCUAAGAGAUGUCAUCACCUGCUACCUAUGCCUCUUUAAAAAUGAAAGAAGUUUAGCACUGAGGCAGUCGCUCCCGAGAAGCCUUAUUAAUGGCACAUUUCGCUACUGUUGUAAUGAUGAUCACACAAGAUUGUUGCUUCAACAGUUGUUGGACCAGACCCGAUUAUCUCUAAUAGCCCAAAAAGAUCAUCACAAAAUUCAGCACGGUAUUUCCACCAUCUCAACGAGCACUGUUCUUCAGAGGCUAUUGACAUUGAUUAGUUCAAGGGUUCAAUGGCAGACGUUACUUGGGAUGUCAUUCUCGCAUCAAAAGGGGAUUUCCUUCUAAUUUCCUGCUUUUCGAUUAACUUCAUUCGCCAACUCAAUAGGGCAAGGUGAGGGAGGACGGGAAUGGGAAUGGGAAACCUCCUUUUAACGGACAUGGAAGAACUAAAGCUGGCGGAACUCUCCGAGCCUUUGGGGCAAGGGCAGGUUGUACAAAUCUAGUUAGAGCUGUUGGUGUCGCAAAAUUUGGGAUACAUGCCAAAGCAUGAUACAUGUUGAAAUGCCUCGGGAGGGGAUAGUAUCUACUUUGGAUGUAGCAGACCUUCGGAGCUUUGAUCGAUGUAUGGACAUUUUUUCUAUCGUUUCUCUCUUCUCUUGAAGAAUUUGAAAAACAAGAGAGCAAUUUCUUCAUAUUUCUUGAGAGAGAGGAGAGAAACAAUAGAAAAUUGCAGCAGAAAUCGAUUAGGGCAUCCAAGGCCAUGCUGCUUUUGCUGCUGCAUCCAAAGUGGUCACUGCCCGUCUCGCAGCAUUCUGCCGAUCGCUUUGCCAGUUCUUCCAGUACUCCAUGGCGCCUGCAGCUCAUGUUUCUUGUAAAGACAAUAUUCGAUUAUGAAGGUUAAAUAUGUUUAUGAAAGUAGUUUUUUAAUAGUGAUGUCUCAGUAGAAUAUGAUUCUUCUUAUUACUGUUAUAGACUAUUUCAUUAUUUUGUUCCCAGUUGCCCUCAGCUUUUUGUUACAUUUU
This is a messenger RNA of Andrographis paniculata, 1997 nucleotides long. RefSeq lists its product as uncharacterized. Gene Ontology annotation, biological process: negative regulation of translation; mRNA catabolic process. The record is from RefSeq and is a predicted model, not a curated record. Gene Ontology annotation, cellular component: P-body; CCR4-NOT core complex; CCR4-NOT complex. Lineage: Eukaryota; Viridiplantae; Streptophyta; Magnoliopsida; Lamiales; Acanthaceae. The transcript has 12 exons. Bases 139 to 1320 code for a protein of 393 amino acids.